CGGACGUGACCCCACUGUCGUCUUUCACACCAGUACACUGACUGAUUUUUACACCAUUUGAAUUUAGUUUUUGUAAUUUUGACAGCUUCUCGGAAGAAAUGGCGACCAGUGAGGACGUGCGGGAAAAUGUGAAGGUACUCUAGUCCUGAGUGUCGCCCAGACACUGCUCAGCUUUCUGUUCAUUCACAGUUUAUGGACAUUUUUUUUUAUUUUGUCCACAGUUAUUCGAGCAUUGCAGAAUAGUUGCUCGGGCGUGAUUAAUUUAUAACCAGUGGAAUUUCUUUUGAUUUUAAUACGUUUCUUUUCAGGUUAUUUUAUGUAUUCUGCAAAAGAAAGGUUUGCGGUGUCCACUUUGCUGUACGUUGUCUUAAUAAACGUGCAUGAGGACAGCUGUUAAUGUGGCUGUGCAGAAAUACUACGGCAAGCGGCUGGAGUCCUCGGGUGAUCUGCAGACAGGUGCCGCCUCCUGCGGAUCGUCCUGCAGACCAGCGCCCAGAAGUGUUACCGAAGCUCUGAGUGAGGUUCACCCCGAGGUGACCAAAAGGUUCUUCGGCUGUGGUCUUCCAUUUCCAGCAAAGCUCGAGGGCUGCAGAGUCCUGGAUCUCGGCAGUGGCUCCGGCAGAGACUGCUAUGCUUUUAGUAAACUGGUUGGGCCGAAUGGACACGUGACUGGGAUCGACAUGACACAGGAGCUGAUCACAGCAGCUCGUCAGUAUGUUCAGUAUCAUCAAGAUAAGUUUGGCUAUAAGGAGCCCAACGUCACAUUUGUCCAGGGCUACAUGGAGAACCUCAACGAAGCUGGCAUUGGCAUAGAGCACUCUUUAUCCAACUGUGUGAUCUGUCUAUGUGCUGAUAAAAGAGCGGUGCUGCAGCAAGCCUACAACGUCUUGAAGGAGGGAGGUGAGCUUUACUUCAGUGAUAUGUUUGCCAGUAAGAUCAUCCCUGAUCACAUGAAGCAAGACGCAGUCCUGUGGGGUGAGGGGAUGGGCGGCUCUCUGUUUUGGCCCGAUCUAAUCUCAUUGGCCCACAGCAUGGGUUUCAGCUCUCCACACCUCAUCUCAGCGAGCCACAUUGUGGUCUACAACAGUGAGCUCAAAGCAAAAGCAGGCGACAUCAGUUAUGCUUCAGGCACUUACAGGCUCUUUAAGCUGCCCAGAAGUCCAGCGAUGUCAAACGCUACUGUGACCUAUAAAGGGACGUUGGCAGAAUUCCCAGAUCAGCUGGACUUUGAUUCCUCCCACUGCUUCAAGAAAGACGUAGCAGUGCAGGUAAACGGAGAGAUGGCAGCAGUCCUCCAGAGUUCCCGUUUCUCCUCAGACUUUAAAAUCCAGAUGUUGGAUAAACAGGAGUCCAAGUCUGAGACAACGCCAGAGUAUUGCCACCUCAACCCAUUUCUGCUGGCUGACAAACUGGGAUCCUCCGUGAAGCAGUGCUCUAAAACAAGCAAAUGAAGAGGCAAGUGACUGAUCUGAAGGCUUAACAGAAAUGUUAUUUUUGAAUUUUGGCUUUAUGAAGACAUAAUUUUACUAACUAAUGGGGAAUCUUGUAGAUAAUCUCACAGAUCGUGGCCAGUGACGUGUCUCCAUAUUUCAUAUUUAGACAUAAAAUGUAUUUUUGUAGAAAACAAGUAUGUUUCUCUGUAACACUAUCAACUCAGAGUUUGAGCUUCUUUAUGCUGAUGUCAUAAUUACCAUGUGAACAACAACAUUUACAGAAGUGGAAAUAAAAAUACUUAAUGACAUAAUAACCAGUGUUUAAUAUUUGACAUGGAAUUUUACAACAGCAUAAUAAAACGACUGCAUUAUAGGGGAUUUAAACAGCAACAUUCAGGUACUGAAGUGGAUGCAUGACGAGCAGCUGCUGACAGUGUUAAAUACGAAAUGACGUAAACAUUCAGGGCUGUUGAAACAGAAAAGUGUCGCACAUGUUUAACAUCUUUACCACCAUAAAGGAGUUGUUUAUUUUAAGGAACUAAAACAUGUUUAAAGAUGCCGCACACUUUCUCAUAUCAUAAGGAAUACAUGAGCUACAACUCUGUUGUAUAAUGUAUUAAGGCACUACAGUACACAUAAAGAAAAGAGGUCAAAAACAAACUUUUUAUCUUAUUUAUCUUUCAUGGGCAGUAUUUUAAAGUGUUUUGUAAAUGUAAAUGUUGUAUUCUCAUGUGAAGUGUAGUGACGUGUGUGUUUAAGAAGUUUUGAGUGUAUAGUAUGAAAUGAAAGACAUUUAAGUAACUGAGAAAUUUGAUAAAGUCUUAACAUUUUCAGCUCAUAAAAACAUCUAAAUGCACUCAGUGGCCACUUUGUUAGGUACACCUGCUCAACUGUACAAAUAUUGAAUCAUCCAAUCACAUCACAGCAGCUGGUUAUCUCUUGAUGUUCAAACUUAGUGUCUGAAUGUGAAAGAAAGCUGCUUUAAGUGACUUUGAAUGUGAUGAGAUUGUUGGUGCCAAACUGGCUGGUCUGAGUAUUUCAGAAGCUGCUGAUCUGCUGGGAUUUUCCCACAUAGAAAUCUCGAGGGUUUACAGAGAACGGUCUAAAAAAAGAGAACAUAUCCAGUGAGUACUCAGCGUAAAAAUGCCUCGUUCAUGUUGGAAGAGAAUGACCAGACAGCUUCAAUCUGAAGCUGAAGGUAACAGUAACAAAUAACCAUUGGUUACAAUCAAGAUAUCUAGAAAAGCAUCUCUGGGAGCACAGUAUCUCAAACCCUGAUGCAGAUGGGCUACAGCAGCAGAGGACCACACUGGGUGGCACUCCUGUCAGCUGAGAAAAGGAAACUGAAGCUUCAGUUUACACGGCUCAUCAAAAAUGGACAAGAGAAUGUAAAAUGUUGCCUGGUCUGAUGAUUUCUGUUGCGAGGUUUAGAUGGGUCAGAAUUUAGCGUAAACAACAUGAAAGCGCAGAUCCCUCAUGUCUUGUCCCAGGGAUUCAGGCUGCUGGUGGAGUAGAUGUGUGGGGGAUUUUUCUUGUCACAAUUUAAUGUUGCCUGCUAACCUUAACUACAGACUGUACCUUCCUAAGACAUCACACCUUUAGUAAAGCAACCAGAAAAACAUAAAAAUAAACUAAUUAAAGAGAUCAGUGUGCACAAAGAGAGAAUUCAAUAAAGCUGUGACUGCUACUAUAGUAACAGGGCUCUUUAAUAAGAGCAGAUAAGAGAGGCUGGCUGGUUUCCAGGCAGCCUGAGGCAGAAAGUGGAUUAAUUGAUGUCAUGUCAGACAGAAGGAGAGAAAACCAAAGCAAGAGAUGACAUCACUCAUCGCUGAGAGGCGUAAAUCCUGGUUAUAUCUGCAGCCAGCUCAGGUCUUCAGCUCUGAACAGAAGAGAAGAGGAGAAAACAAAAAUUAAACACUGAGCAGCUUUCACGUUAUAAGCUAGUGGCUUGGUUUAUUAUUUUUAAAACAUGAACUAAGGUUGGUUUUGGUAGCAUACAGUAGUGGUUAAAACUGCUAUAAAUAACAGUUGUCAUCAAAUUUUACUUUAAGUAUUUUUCAUGUUUUAGAUUGCAGGUUGUUUUAGCAUAAACACUCCAAUAAUACACUUCUCACUUCCUGCAUAAUACCAUGUGGCAGACAGAUGCCAUAAGCAGCUAACCUAUAAAUCAUACUGAAGAAUUUAGCAUCUGAAGGACCAGAUGUUCCUCUGAGAAUUUAGUGGAAAGCAAACAGAGGCACCAGUGGAUUUCAACAUGACACAUAAAUGACAGACAAUGUCGUCCCGUAUGUCCUGCAUAGGGUUUGUCUUUAGUCUGUAAAGAAAAGGAUAUAACUUCCAAGGCUAAAAAGUGACGCCAAUGCAGAAGCUGCAGUUUUUCUAGUGACCAGCAGGGGGCAAUGCAUAUGGCUUCUGAUCAUACAGAAGUCAAUGUCACUCCCAUCAGUUAGAUGGGAGAUUAGAUGCUCGAACAUUUAAUUUUAAGUAACUGGAAAGCAGCAUGGUUCAAUUCAAUUUUA
Haplochromis burtoni (Burton's mouthbrooder) is the source of this 3952-nucleotide messenger RNA. Its product is annotated as arsenite methyltransferase-like. The record is from RefSeq and is a predicted model, not a curated record. Gene Ontology annotation, cellular component: cytosol. Lineage: Eukaryota; Metazoa; Chordata; Actinopteri; Cichliformes; Cichlidae. The transcript has 9 exons. Bases 381 to 1451 code for a protein of 356 amino acids. Gene Ontology annotation, biological process: toxin metabolic process; arsonoacetate metabolic process. Gene Ontology annotation, molecular function: arsenite methyltransferase activity.